Bombus impatiens (common eastern bumble bee) is the source of this 1214-nucleotide messenger RNA. Its product is annotated as dihydroxyacetone kinase 1. The transcript is spliced from 3 exons. Bases 1 to 768 code for a protein of 255 amino acids. The record is from RefSeq and is a predicted model, not a curated record. Gene Ontology annotation, molecular function: glycerone kinase activity. Lineage: Eukaryota; Metazoa; Arthropoda; Insecta; Hymenoptera; Apidae. Gene Ontology annotation, cellular component: cytosol. Gene Ontology annotation, biological process: glycerol catabolic process.
AUGUUUGUUAAUAUAGGAAGUAUGAAUAUAGAGCCUCUUCGUGUGUAUGCGGGACUACUGAUGACGUCAUUGAACAGUGCUGGAGUACAUAUCACUCUUUUAAAAUUAUCUGGAGAUGAUAAAAGUUUCUUCCUUGGUUGCCUAGAUGCACCUACUGUUGCACCAAAGUGGCCAGGUUGCGUAUAUAGUAUUUCUACAGAAAAUGCACGAAAGGUUGUUCAAGAUCCAGUAGUACGGACAGUGGAAACAAUUGGAAUGGAAAUUACUCUCGAACUACAGAACUUAUUAAAGCAAUGUUUGAAAAGUGCUUGUGAAAGUAUCAUUCAGAAAGAAACUCAUCUUAAUGAUCUAGAUAGAGGAUGUGGAGACGGUGACACAGGAUCGACGCUUAACAGACUUGCUACUGGAAUUUUAGGAAAUUUAGACAAGUUUCAAUUCUCACACCCAUCAUCAGUUUUUACUGAACUAGCUCAUAUAGCCGAAGAAGAAAUGGGUGGCACUUCUGGAGCAUUGUACUGCUUAUUUUUUACUAGUAUUACCACAGAAUUAGUUUCAAUUUCUGAAAAAGAAGGUUGGCUGCAAAUUUGGGCACGUACAUUUCGCAGUGGUCUAAAUUGCUUAAUAAAAUAUGGGAAAGCGAAACCGGGUGAUAGAUCCAUGUUGUCACGAGGACGACGAAUUAAAUACAUGUGUAUAUUAUGCUGCACAAUAACAAAACUGUACUGUACUGUAAUCCGGAUUUAUCGAUACACUUUCUACACUUUCUAAAUGGAAAAAAGAAAAAAAUAUUUAUUUAAAAAAAAUAAGAAAUAAGAAAUUAAAUCAUAUUAUUUCUGGUGAAAUUCUUUAAAAUGGUCAAUACAAUAAACUGAUAUAGGCGAGAUGCUGACAAACGGGUCAAACGUAAACUCUCACAUCUGAAGAAUGCUUGGCAACUGAAAUAAAAAGCAGUCACAGUGCGCGUAAUAAUCCGCACUUGGUGAUAAAAGACAGUCGUCCGAUUGCGGAAUAAUCCGCGCUUGGUGAUAGAAGACAGUCGCAGCGUGCGGAUUAAUCCGCGCUUGGGUGCAAAUGAGUUAAGGCAAUAAAAAAACUUUGUGUACGGAAAUAUUGUUUAUUUUUUCAAAUUUUAUAUAAUCUCAUUGUACACUAAGAAUAUGUUAGCAGCUGCCGUAGGUUAAUUAAUUGACUCAUAAACUUUUCUGUCUAUUUCA